AGUGUUGUUUGGUGGGAGUGGAGGUAGUUUACAUGGAGUUUCUUUGAAGGGACAUUGUUGUUUGUUGUUGUUGUAUUGAUGAGGGGAUUGAGGGGUGCCUGUCCUUCCUUAAACAUUUAUUUUUUCAUGUACAUUGCGCUGGACUCAUUGCUCUGUCUUCCUUAGUUUGACUCCUCUCUACUAUUGCAGGUUUUGUGGGUCAGGAAGCAACUAGGGUGUGAACUUUCAAGUUCUCUCUUUUACUCUGUUGCCAGAAGGGGUGGUAAAAAAUGCAGACGCCGAAAGCAAGAAGUUCAUCUUCAGAAGGGCCUCAAAGGACAUCUCCAGGGACACCAAAAGCUGCUCGUCGGCUCAAGGCAGCUGGAUCAGAAUGUGACUCAACUUCUACAAAUUCAGCAACCUGGACAACAAAGGAUAGAAGCCUGAAACUCACUGAACGUGUGUCACCUAGAAGCCCGGCUUCUGAGAAGAAGCGACCCAGCAGAGUCUCUGAGUUGGAAUCUCAACUUGUGCAACUCCAGGAGGAUCUGAAUAAGGCAAAAGACCAGUUAACAACAUCUGAGACAUGGAAGAGGCUUGCACAGAAGGAAGCCGAAGAGUCCAAGAAGCAGCUCUUAGACAUGUCCACAAAGCUUGAAGAGUCCCAGCAGCAGCUUCUGGAGUUGUCUACUUCUGAGGACUCCCGGGUACAUGAGCUCCGUAAAGUCUCUCAAGACCGGGAUCGGGCAUGGCAGUCCGAACUCGAGGCUCUUCAGAAGCAACAUUCAGUGGACUCAGCUGCCUUAUCCUCUGCCAUGAAUGAAAUUCACAGGCUUAGGUUCCAGCUGGAAAUGGUUGUGGAGUCUGAGGCUGCCCAGACCAAGCAGGUAGAAGCUGGAGAAUCUGAGCUCCAGAGAUUGAAAAUUGACCUGGAAGAAACCCUUUUUGUUGUUGAGAACAUGAAAGUUCAGCUCAAAGAUUCCAAAGAAUCCGAAGCUCAGGCCAAGGCACUGGUUAGUGAAACUCUACUACAACUGGAAACUGCCAAGACAACUGUGGAGAUGCUCCGAUCAGAUGUUCUUAAAUCCAAGGAGGCUUACAACUGCCUUGUUUUGAACUUGGAGCAAUCUAGAGCUCAAGUGAAUUCGCUUGAAGGACUUAUGAGCAAACUUCAGGCAGACCUAGUUAAGGCUAGCAGCAGCCAAACUGGGGACUCAUCAGGAGAUGAUAGGUCUGCAGGGGAAACUCGGGACCUUGCUGACUCGAAUGAGCUCAGGUUGGAGCUUGAUUCUGUGAAUUUGGAGAUGGGACAGUUAAAGGUGGCACUAGAAGCAGCUGAAGCUAGGUAUCAGGAAGAACAUAUUCAGUACACAAUGCAGAUUCAAAGUGCCUAUGAAAUGGUUGAGCAAACGAAGUCUGAGGCAUGCCUUAGGGUAGCUGAAUUGGAGGCAGAGCUAAAGAAAACCAAGGCUUAUAUUGAAGAGUUGAAAGAAAACCUGAUGAAUAAGGAAACUAAGUUGCAGAGAAUUUCAGAGGAAAAUGAGGGACUGAACAUGAAGAUCAAACAGAACAAGUCUAGUCAGAGGGAGGAUGAACUGGAAGUGGAGUUGCAAAAGUUGAAGGCAGAUGCUACUGAUUUGAAGGCAAAUAUGAUGGAUAAGGAGAUAGAAUUGCGGAAUAUAUCGGAGGAGAAUGAGUUGCUAGAGUUGGAAAUCAAGAAGAGGGAAAUGGAGAGGAGUAAAGUGACUGAUGAAGCCAUCUCUGAGGCAGAGGCAGCAAGGGCUGCUGAGCGGGAGGCUCUAAUGAAAGUUGGCUACAUAACACAAGAAGCAGACAAGAGUAGCAAGAGGGCAGCACGUGUCACUGAGCAGCUGGAGGCAGCACAGGCGGCAAACUCAGAGAUGGAGGUUGAGUUGAGGAGGUUGAAGGUGCAAUCAGACCAGUGGAGGAAGGCAGCUGAGGCAGCAGCUGCUUUUUUUUCAACAGGAAAUAAUGGGAAAUUAAUGGAUAAUUAUGUUACUGGGAAGAUUGGUUCACCCAAUUCAGAAGAUAUGGAUGACGACUCACCUAAGAGAAAGAACAACAUGCUAAAGAAGAUUGGAGUCUUGUGGAAGAAGGGCCAGAAAUAGAGAAAUAGUGUAUGUUGGUUGAUUGGGCUGGCCAUUCUCGAGCAAAUCCUCUUUGUAUAGGUGAUAGAGGAAAUUAGGAGAACUUAUAUUUCUCUUUUCCAACUCUCUGCCUUAUUAAGCAAUUGGCUUUACAACACUUGUGGAAUAAUGGCAUCAGUAGGUGAUUAUAUAUACAUGAUAUGACUGGGGGAAGAGGUAAUCUGUUAAAUUUUCAUGGCUUUGAGAUGGGCAGUGCACCUAAAACAUGAGCUGAUCAAACUAUGUUUUGGAUCUUUAUAUCUCU
Messenger RNA from Telopea speciosissima, 2391 nucleotides. Its product is annotated as interactor of constitutive active ROPs 3-like. The record is from RefSeq and is a predicted model, not a curated record. The transcript is spliced from 5 exons. The coding region runs from base 270 to 2108 and encodes 612 amino acids. Lineage: Eukaryota; Viridiplantae; Streptophyta; Magnoliopsida; Proteales; Proteaceae.